AUGGCCCCGGUCGGCGGCACACCACCCAUCGUUAUAUUGGACAGCGACGAUGACAAGUUGGGAAGUGAUGUGAAAUCAGACCCUCAUCCCACGGAGGCUGAGAGAAAACGCAAGGCCGAGCCGACCUUCUCGGAAAAGGUGGAAUGGACAGAUGAAUCCGACACUGUGCCGGUCGCGAAACCAAAAAAGAAGCGCGCAAAAAGAAAAUCGGCGCCGAAGAGGAGAAGUACCGGCGCCGCACGGCCAGCAACGGACGCCGAUGAUGUUGUGCCUGAAGAUGACUGGGAGCCUGAAUUGCCCGACUACUUGAUUGAGCGGCGACAACAAUUUGACACGGACCGGAGGAAGCACCAUGAAGCUGCGCUCAUGCUUCCGCCAGACUACACUGGCAUAGAUCUUGGGGGUGAUGAUGGCAUUGAAAAUCUCAGCGAACGUCCAGUCUUCCCUCCCAGUAGUGGCAUUCGCCCAAGGAGGGCGUAUGAGGAUAUUGAGCUGCCACAGUCCGCAGGUCUUAUCCCAGCACCAAUCGCCCAGUAUCUGCGCGACUAUCAAAUUGAGGGUGUCAAAUUUUUGCAUCGCAAAUUUGUCUACCAAGAGGGUGGCAUUCUCGGUGAUGACAUGGGCCUCGGCAAAACCGUCCAAGUUGUCGCCUUCUUGACCGCCGCAUUCGGAAAAACUGGUGAUGAGCGAGACAAGCGAAGGCUGCGACAAAUGCGCUGGUAUAGCACAGACAGGUGGUACCCUCGUAUUCUCAUCAUUUGCCCCGGUUCGCUCCUGGUGAACUGGAAGAAUGAAUUAGACCGUUGGGGCUGGUGGCAAGCCGAAAUAUACCACGGACCCAACAAAGACGACGUUCUUGGGACAAUGAGGGCGGGCAUGUCAGAAAUCAUGAUUACCACCUACGACACCUACAAGAACAGUCGCAGCGCUGUCAAUAUGGUCCAGUGGGAUGCCGUCAUCGCCGAUGAGUGCCACAAACUCAAGGGACACAGGUCGGAGACGACCAAGGCAAUGAAUGAGAUCAAUGCGCUCUGCCGCAUUGGGCUGACUGGCACGGCCAUUCAAAAUAAGUACGAAGAGCUUUGGACGCUGUUGGACUGGACCAACCCAGGCAACUUCGGUACCCGAACAGAAUGGAGCCAGACAAUCAGCAAGCCGCUCACCGUCGGCCAAUCUCACGAGGCGACCUUGGCUCAACUGAGCCUGGCCAGACAGACAGCCCAGAAGCUCGUGAAGAACGUACUACCCCGCUACUUUCUCCGACGAAUGAAGAGCCUCAUUGCCGACCAGCUGCCCAAAAAGACGGACCGCGUCGUCUUCUGUCCGCUGACCGACCUGCAAAAACAGGCGUACGACAACUUUCUCGAGAGCGAUGACGUCUCGGUGAUACGCAACAUUUCGGAGCCGUGCCCGCACGACAAGAAGCUCGGCUGGUGCUGCAGGCGAUAUAUCAGCAACGGCCGGACCUGGCAGAGCGCCGUGUUCCCCAGCAUGAUGUCGCUGCAAAAGCUCUCCAACCACAUGACGCUCCUCGUGCCGUCGGCGACGGACCUGGACGUCAAGCAAAACUCGGAGCUGCACACGCUCCAGGUUUGUGUGCCGGACAAAUGGCAGAGCCUGUACGCGCAGCGCGACCAGAUUGGCAAUCUCGUUAACCCCGAGUUUUGCGGCAAGUGGAAGGUCAUGAAGAAGCUGCUCAAGUUUUGGCACAGCAAUGGUGAUAAGGUGCUCGUCUUUUCUCACAGCGUCCGUCUGCUACGGAUUCUGCAGCAUCUCUUUACAAACACGAGCUACACAGUGAGCUAUCUGGAUGGUAGCUUGAGCUACGAGCAGCGACAGGAAGUCGUCGACACGUUCAAUUCCGACCCGACGCAGUUUGUCUUUCUUAUCUCGACCAGAGCGGGCGGCGUCGGCCUCAACAUUACCUCAGCCAACAAGGUUGUCAUUGUUGACCCGCACUGGAAUCCCUCCUUCGACCUUCAGGCACAAGAUAGAGCGUACCGUAUCGGCCAGGUUCGCGAUGUUGAAGUAUUUCGGCUAAUCUCGCUCGGCACUGUUGAGGAAAUCGUCUACGCACGCCAAGUCUACAAGCAGCAACAGGCCAAUAUUGGCUACACUGCGUCAUCAGAACGUCGCUACUUCCGCGGCGUCCAGCAGGAUGCAGAUCGCAAGGGCGAAAUCUUUGGUCUGUCCAACAUUUUCACGUUUCACAGUGAUAGCGGCCUGCUACGUGACAUUGUCAACAAGACCAACAUUGCAGAAGCUAAAGUCGGCGUAACCUUGGCAGACGUCAACCUGGACCAAGCGACCAAAGACGGCGACGAUCUUGUCUCUGUCAAAGCCGAACAUGGCGACGACGACAAUGGCGUCGGUCAGCUCGCGGCCCUUCUCACGGCAGAGAACCAGAAGCCCAAGCCAGAUGGUCAACCGGCGACACCGCGUAAGAGCGAUGCGAUCCAGGCCAUUCUCGCUUCGGCCGGGGUCGAGUACACGCACGACAAUGCCGAGGUCAUCGGCACCUCCAAGGUUGAGGAGCAGCUCUCGCGGCGUGCCGCCAUGGCCUCGCGGGGGGCCGACGACGCGCUGGACCAGAGCGCCCUGUUCGCCGGCAGCCAAGAUGACAUUCAAGACCUGGAUGCGCUGCACAGCGUGUACAAUCCGCCAGAGGACGUCCGCCUGCGGCAGUUUUGCGAAAUGGCGCGCGAGUUUGGCUUUGCCAAUGCGCAGGACUUUGCGCUCGUCGUCGAGGGGUGGACGCAGGAGGCGCGGCGCAACUGCCUGGAUGCCUUUUACAAGAGGCGCCAGGAGAAGAUUGCGCGGGAGACGGAGAGGAGGAUGGACGAGGAGGAGGAUCGGGUUAAGAAGCAAGAGUUUGAUGAGGGAUCCAUCUGGCAGAGUGUCGAGGUGAAGAAUGAGGUCAAGGCAGAACCGGGGGUGAAGGGAGAGUCUGUGAAGCACGAAGUCAAGGAUGAAGUCAAGGAUGAAGUCAAGGAUGAAGUCAAGGAUGAAGUCAAGGAUGAAGUCAAGGAUAAAGCCAAAGAUGAAGUCAAGUACGAGGUUAAGGGUGAGGUUAAGCCUGAGGUCAAGUCUGAGGUCAAGUCUGGGGUCAAGUCUGAGGUCAGGCCCGAGAUCACAGACCAGGUCAAACGCGAGGUCAAACACGAGGUCAAGGGCAAAGUCAAACACGAGGCAAAGUUGGAACCCAGCGUUGUCAAGCGUGAGACUCAUGCAAAGACAGAAGCAGAAGAUGUCAAGAUGGUAGACGUCGAGGCCGAGGGCGGGAGCAAGAGGGUAUCCAUCUUUCUGAUUAGCGAUGAUGACGAUGACGAGCUUUAA
This is a messenger RNA of Cordyceps militaris CM01, 3336 nucleotides long. Its product is annotated as DNA excision repair protein. The record is from RefSeq and is a predicted model, not a curated record. NCBI's taxonomy places the organism in Eukaryota, Fungi, Ascomycota, Sordariomycetes, Hypocreales, Cordycipitaceae. The coding region runs from base 1 to 3336 and encodes 1111 amino acids. The transcript has a single exon. Gene Ontology annotation, molecular function: ATP binding; ATP-dependent chromatin remodeler activity.